Molecule: messenger RNA, 2043 nt
Organism: Anthonomus grandis grandis
Lineage: Eukaryota; Metazoa; Arthropoda; Insecta; Coleoptera; Curculionidae
Product: beta-glucuronidase-like
Exons: 12
Coding region: 82-2010 (642 amino acids)
Biological process (GO): carbohydrate metabolic process; glucuronoside catabolic process
Molecular function (GO): carbohydrate binding; beta-glucuronidase activity
Source: RefSeq, a predicted model, not a curated record
UCUAAUUGUAAAUAUUGUGGGUUAUAAGUGGUGUAAAAUAAUUGACUCGUAUAUAUUCAUCCGAAAGUAAAAAAGGCAAGAAUGAUCUUGACAGCAGCUUUUCAGUUUAUGGUGGUAUGUACUUUAGCUAGACUAUCCUAUGGAGGAAUCCUCCCAGCUCAAUCAUCAAAAGCUAGAGAAGUAUUAAGUUUAAAUGGUCUAUGGUACUUCACUACGAACGCUAGUUUUGUUGAUCAUAUAGAAGAGGCCAAUGAUUUAGAAGUAAAUCUUAUGCCAGUACCAUCCAGUUACAAUGAUGUUUCUACCAAAUUCAAUGUAAGAGAGCACGUGGGAGCAGUGUGGUACAAAAGAACCUUCUUUGUACCAAGCUCUUGGCAUACUAAAAAAGUAUGGAUCAGGUUCGGAUCUGUUUGUUACAAUGCUAGUGUUCAAAUUAACAACCAACUUGCGCUAACUCACUCUAUUGGUCAUUUACCGUUUGCUACUGAAGUAACUUCUUACCUGAAUUACGGAGAUGAAAACUUUAUUACUGUGGAAGUCAACAAUAUACUAACGAAUACUUCAAUACCCCAAGGAUCUGUUGAAACACUUAUAAGUGGAAGACUUAAGCAAACUUACACUUUUGACUUCUUUAAUUAUGCUGGAAUUGACCGGCCAGUUUACUUGUAUACUACUAAUGAUGCAUAUGUUGAAGAUGUCAAUAUAAGGACUCAAGUCAAUGGAACAACUGGUCUGAUUUACUAUAACAUAAGUUGUACUGGGUUAGAUGCUACCACAAACAUUCAUGUGAACAUUUUAGACAAAAGAGGUAGCACAGUAGCUUCAUCACAGAAAUUAGCAGAUAUUGUUUUAAUAACAGAUGCUAUUCUUUGGUGGCCAUACCUGAUGCACGAUGAUCCAGGUUAUCUUUAUUCUUUAGAGGUUCUACUUGUGAAAAAUGAGGUAGUUAUAGAUCACUAUAAACAACCUUUUGGUAUAAGAGAACUGAACUACAACAGCACUAGUCUUACAAUAAAUGGAAAAAAUAUUUAUAUCAGAGGGUUCGGUCGGCAUGAAGACUCAGAUAUACGGGGCAAAGGCCUUGAUUUACCGCUGAUAAUACGUGAUCAUAACCUUAUUAAAUGGAUUGGCGCUAAUUGUUACCGCACGUCGCAUUAUCCAUAUGCUGAUGAAAUUAUGGAUUUGGCCGAUCAACUUGGCAUAAUGAUUAUUGAUGAAGUACCAGCUGUUAAUACCGGAACAUUUACAACAGAACUAUUGGAGAAUCACAAACGAUCCUGGACUGAGUUAUAUCAAAGAGAUAAAAAUAGACCAUCGGUUAUUAUGUGGUCUAUUGCUAAUGAACCAAGCACAUACGAAAUUGCUUCGGAAGAAUACUACAAAAAUGUUGCAGCUCAUGUCAAGCAAUCCGAUAUCUCUAGACCUAUCACCAUUGCUAAUUACUAUACAUAUGAUCAAGAAUAUUCUGGUCAGUUCUUAGAUAUAUUGGGAGUAAAUCGUUACGAGGGAUGGUACGUGGAUGUUGGCCAAACGGAUGCCAUUUACGAAAAUGUUAUAAAAUUAGCAAGAGGUUGGCAUGAAAAACAUAAGAAGCCAGUUUUAUUUACGGAGUAUGGAGCAGAUUCACAAGAGGGAUUAAGUUUCCUACCGUCUUAUAUAUGGUCUGAAGAAUACCAAACUGACGUAAUGGCCGAAUAUUUUAAAGCAUUUGAUGAACUUAGGAGUGAAGGCUGGUUUAUUGGCGAAAUGAUUUGGAACUUUGCUGACUUUAAAACGGAUCAAAGUACUACAAGAGUAGGAGGCAACAAAAAGGGAAUAUUCACACGCAACCGUCAGCCCAAACAGGCAGCUUUUCUAUUAAGAAAGCGAUACUGGGUCCUUGCCAAUAAAUUGGAAAAUGCAACGAUCCCAACUGAUUUAGAGCCAUAUGUUAUAGUUUCCCUUAUAAGUAGCAAUAAGAAGUCACAAGAGGACAUUAUAAGUAACGCAUUUGCUAAAAAUGUAUAUUAAGUAUCAAAAAAAAAGCUAUAAUUGCGCUAAAAA